Messenger RNA from Anneissia japonica, 1052 nucleotides. RefSeq names its product EKC/KEOPS complex subunit TP53RK-like. Bases 146 to 808 code for a protein of 220 amino acids. Gene Ontology annotation, biological process: protein phosphorylation. The transcript is spliced from 2 exons. Lineage: Eukaryota; Metazoa; Echinodermata; Crinoidea; Comatulida; Comatulidae. Gene Ontology annotation, cellular component: cytosol; EKC/KEOPS complex; nucleus. Gene Ontology annotation, molecular function: protein serine/threonine kinase activity; ATP binding. The record is from RefSeq and is a predicted model, not a curated record.
GUGAGACCUCUUUGUGUUAAACAUAGCGAGAGGAGGAAAUAAACAAAAUAUGGUGGACAAACACACGACCUGUAUCCGUCGUCUGUCGUCUGCUAAAAUAAUAAAGUUAAAUAAAGGGCAAUGAUUUGAUAGCUCGUUGGUGAAAAUGGCACAGAAUAUGGUAAAACAGGGGGCUGAAGCUAGAGUGUAUGAAGGCGAGUUUUUUAGUCGUGCUAUUAUUGUAAAAGAACGUUUUUCGAAGAAAUAUCGACAUCCAAUUCUAGAUGAAAAGCUAACCAAGAAACGGACGACGCAAGAGGUGCGAGCCAUCAUGCGUUGCAAGAAGGCGGGUAUAGCUACUCCUGCUGUUUAUUUUGUAAAUUAUGAGACCAACCAGAUCUUCAUGGAGAAUAUUAAGGAUUCAUUAACAGUGAAAGAUUACAUUCAGAGACUACAGACAGAGGAAGAUGGUGAGGAACACCUAAAAAGGCUUUCAGACAAAAUUGGCAACAUCCUGGCAACUAUGCAUGAUAUUGAUGUAAUCCAUGGCGACUUGACAACUUCUAACAUACUCAUAAAAAGGCCUUUUGAGGACUUGCAUCUUGUACUUAUCGAUUUUGGACUCAGUCAUGUAUCCAAGCUGCUGGAAGAUAAGGGUGUAGAUCUAUAUGUUCUGGAGAGGGCACUUCUAAGUACACAUCCAAAUACAGAAAUAUUUUUUGAGCGUAUACUUCAGAACUAUAGCCAAAAAUCAAAAAAGUCAAAAGAAGUUCUUGUUAAAUUGGAGGAGGUCCGUAUGAGAGGGAGAAAACGCCUAAUGGUUGGAUAAGAUUGAACAGCAGGCAUUCCUAUUUCAAAUCACUAUUGUUCAAAAUUCAAGGGGUUGUGAAAUGAAAAACUACUAAAGAAUGCUCACAGUCUAUGAAAAAUUGUUGCCUGAUGUCAUAUCCUGUAUUAUGCACGUUUUCAGAAUCAGAAAAAUUGUGUAAUUUGAAGAAUUAAAUGCUAUACUAUGUGUUAACAGAAAAAUUGAAAUGUAAGGAGUUUUUUAAUAAACCAAUUGUGAAAUAAUA